AUGGCUUCCAGCACAGCUAACCCUGCUAACCAUUUGCCAUACUUCUUUGGCAAUAUUACACGUGAAGAAGCUGAAGAGUAUCUGAUGCAAGGAGGAGUGAGUGAUGGACUGUACCUGCUCCGCCAAAGCCGGAAUUACCUAGGUGGCUUUGCCUUAUCCUUGGCCCAUGGAAGGAAAGUUCAUCAUUAUACAAUUGAGAGGGAGCUGAGCGGCUCGUACGCUAUCGCAGGAGGGAAGUCUCAUGCAAGUCCUGCUGAACUCAUUAACUAUUACUCAGAGGAAGCCGAUGGCCUUAUCUGUCUACUGAGAAAACCCUUCAACCGGCCACCAGGCGUGGAGCCCAAAACAGGACCGUUUGAAGAUUUAAAGGAAAACCUCAUCAGAGAGUAUGUCAAACAAACCUGGAACCUGCAGGGUCAUGCCCUUGAACAAGCUAUCAUUAGUCAAAAACCUCAGCUGGAGAAAUUGAUUGCCACUACAGCCCAUGAGAAGAUGCCUUGGUUCCAUGGGAAGAUCUCUCGGGAAGAAUCAGAGCACCGUAUCCUUGUAGGAUUAAGAAACAAUGGAAAAUUUUUAAUCAGAGAAAGAGACAGCAAUGGUUCCUAUGCUCUGUGUCUGCUCAAUGAUGGAAAAGUACUGCAUUACCGUAUUGACAGAGAUAAGACGGGAAAACUCUCUAUACCAGAUGGAAAAAGAUUUGACACCCUUUGGCAGUUAGUUGAACAUUAUUCAUACAAACCAGAUGGAUUGUUAAGGGUUCUAACCAUUCCUUGUUCACGACUUGGCUCAGAAAAUGAUAGUAUUAUUUUUGACACUCGUCUUCCAUCUCCUGGAGCCCCUCUUAAGAGUUGGGCAAGAGGUGGAAUUAUCUCAAGACUCAAAUCGUACACCUUUCCAAAGGCUGGCAGCAAAAAGCAACAGUCACCUAUUGCCUACUCCACUGAUGAUUCAGCAUCUUUUAAUCCUUAUGUGCUCCAAAGGACAAGAACACUCAUGGGCGCUGAUAAAGCUGAUCAGAGAGAGGCCUUACCCAUGGACACUGAGGUCUACGAAAGUCCAUAUGCUGAUCCAGAUGAAAUGAGGCCAAAAAAUGUCACUCUUGACAGGAAUUUGUUAACCCUGGAGGAUGGGGAACUUGGCUCUGGCAACUUCGGUACAGUAAAGAAAGGGUUCUAUAAGAUGAAAAAGGGUGCUAAGCCAGUGGCUGUAAAAAUUCUUAAGAAUGAGAGUAAUGAUCCAGCCAUAAAGGAUGAACUACUGAGAGAAGCAAAUGUAAUGCAGCAACUGGAUAACCCAUAUAUUGUCCGAAUGAUAGGCAUAUGUGAAGCUGAGGCCUGGAUGUUAGUAAUGGAAAUGGCUGAACUUGGGCCCUUGAACAAAUUUUUGCAAAAAAAUAGAGAUGUCACAGAGAAGAAUAUAACAGAGCUGGUACAUCAGGUUUCCAUGGGGAUGAAAUACCUGGAGGAGAAUAACUUUGUACACAGGGAUCUGGCUGCAAGAAAUGUACUAUUAGUCACCCAACAUUAUGCCAAAAUCAGUGACUUUGGACUUUCCAAAGCCCUUAGUGCCGAUGAAAGUUAUUACAAGGCACAAAGUCACGGAAAAUGGCCAGUCAAGUGGUAUGCUCCAGAAUGCAUGAAUUUCUACAAAUUUUCUAGCAAAAGUGAUGUCUGGAGUUUUGGGGUGUUAAUGUGGGAAGCUUUUUCUUAUGGACAGAAGCCAUAUAAGGGAAUGAAGGGUGGUGAAGUUGCACAGAUGAUUGAAAGAGGAGAACGAAUGGAGCGUCCUGAAGCCUGUCCAACUGAAGUCUACAAUUUAAUGAAAUUGUGUUGGACAUACAACAUUGAUGAUCGACCAGGAUUUGUUGCCGUUGAGCUGAGAUUACGUAACUACUAUUACGACAUUUCCCACUAGCAGCACAAAGAACAGCAGCUUCCUCUGUCUUCAGCAAGCACGUUCUGAGAAGCUGCAGCCACCCAUGUGUUCAGUUUCCGAAACUGAGUGACUUUGAUUUUGGUACUGCCACUUUCAUCCUGUAAAGCUCUAAGCUAAGCCCUGUGUGUGGAAUUGCCUUUGCUUGCUUUCUGUGCAAUAUCCAGCCCCAAAACAGGGUGUCAAAAGUGGAGGGGCCACAAAGCGUGCAGAAAGGAUAGCAGCACAGAUGCUUAGACUUCUGCUAUGUUCCAUUUUGUUUUAUUUCCCUCUUAUUGACAUAUUUUACUGGGGUGUAAAACCUAUUUAAUGUCUUUCAGCUCUCCCUCUCUUGUAUUUGAAUGCCGAUUGGGAUUUAGAGUCUUAUUAAUUUUCUUAGCCCUCAAAUACAUUGAGUGGUUCCAGCCUUCCACCUCCACAUGGAGGAAUAUCAUAAACAUUUCUCAUUGUGUAAGAAAUUCACUGUGAAAGUCUGUCAGUCACUUUGACAGCAUGUUUGAUUUUUACCCCUGAAUCCCUUUAAAAGCACAGCCUAUUCCUUUGGUAUAGGUAACAUAAGCCAAGAGCAAAUAGGAGAUGUGAAUUUCUAACAUUUGGAAAGAGGAAGGGAAUCAUCAACUCCUUUAAAUGAUAACAACUUCUGUCUUUCCUCAUGUCAUGUGGAGGCCCACCUGUCCCCCAGGGCGGUAUUUUCUUCCUGGUGAAACCUAGGAACUCAGGGAUAUGUUCUUGUCUGGGGGCAAGAUAUAAGCACCCAAGGAAAUGAUCUGAGGUUUUAACAUGAAGUCCAUGACUGUGUUUCCUAAAAAGCCAGCUGUAAGUUUAAAGGUAAAGAGCAGAACCUUCCUCUCUCUGUCCUGUUUCAGCUCUCUCCAGAGAUCUUUUCCAUGCAUCUCUGGGGUAUACCAAAGCUCCUUGUGCAGCACAGUGAGCAGCAAAUACUUUUUUUUUAAUCUCUCUUUAAAAGCAUAUGAGAUUCACCAGAGCUCAUCAUCUCUAAAGCUAAAUUUCACCCCUAGCUCAAACAUUUUUAAACUGGCUUAUGUUUACUUUUGUCCUCUCCUAAAUGUAUUUGCCUGUUAAUAAUCCUUCAUCUUGCAUUAGACUGCAAAGCCCAUAGGAAGAGGUCUUUGUCUUACUCCUUUUUUGUAAUGCACCAUGCAGUGUCUCCAGUACUGUAUAAGAAUAGCAAUAAUAGCAACAAAUAAUGUAGCCAACCUCUGUUCCCAUUUGUGCUUCUUUUACUUUCUUUGUCCUGUCUCAUUUUAAAUAUUCUAGAUGUCAAAAUUUCUAUUGCUUGUUUCCCACAGUCACUUUACUGGCAUUUAUGUGUAUCUCAGGAAUCCAUGCACAUUGCAUCUAGUGGAUAUAGGUUUCAGAUGAAUAUGAAAAACAAGAUUUAGAGAUAGAUAUAUUUAUUGUAUACAGCUGUUUAGAGUAUCUGUGUUUAAUUGUGGAAUUGCCAGGGUAUUCUUAGAGAUGUAGUGGUAUUUUUCUUUCUAGAGAAAGAAAUUGAAGAAACUCUGCUGGUGAUUAGAGUGCAAAAGUGCUAAUUUGCAUUCUAUGAUAAAACUAUAA
This is a messenger RNA of Rhea pennata, 3510 nucleotides long. RefSeq names its product spleen associated tyrosine kinase (gene SYK). Gene Ontology annotation, molecular function: ATP binding; non-membrane spanning protein tyrosine kinase activity. Bases 1 to 1914 code for a protein of 637 amino acids. Gene Ontology annotation, biological process: protein phosphorylation; macrophage activation involved in immune response; positive regulation of alpha-beta T cell proliferation. The transcript is spliced from 13 exons. Lineage: Eukaryota; Metazoa; Chordata; Aves; Rheiformes; Rheidae. The record is from RefSeq and is a predicted model, not a curated record. Gene Ontology annotation, cellular component: cytoplasm.